Alligator mississippiensis (American alligator) is the source of this 726-nucleotide messenger RNA. RefSeq lists its product as uncharacterized. The record is from RefSeq and is a predicted model, not a curated record. NCBI's taxonomy places the organism in Eukaryota, Metazoa, Chordata, Crocodylia, Alligatoridae. The transcript is spliced from 2 exons. Bases 1 to 726 code for a protein of 241 amino acids.
AUGGAUGACUUGAACGUCCUGUGCCAGAAUAAGUGUUCAGGAGGAAGAUCCCUGUGGCACACACAGGUCUACGAAGCGGCAGCAGGGGCCAAGCUCAAUGUGAGCAAAAGCACCUGCCUGGCCACGGGCGAGCUCGGGGGCCUGGAGUCCCCGGGGGGCUCGGUCCCCUGCGAGGGGGUCAAGGUCCUUGGGCUGGAGGUUGACGCAGAGCUGAGCGGAAGAAGAGCCCGGGAGAAGGAGGCCGAGGGGAACAGCCCCCGCGGCGGGGCCGGGCCUGCGCAGGCCGGAGGAGGCGGCGGUCGGCGGGUGCGUGCCGCGGGUGGGGCGGGCGCGGCGUGGAGUCGGCGGGACGAGGCGGCUGCGGGGGGCCCGAGGUGGCGGCGCUGGAGCCUGGGGCAGCCGCCUGCCUUCCGAGGGGCCCCGGGGCGGGAGGUGCAUGGGGCCGCGCCGCCUGAGCCCCAGGACCCCUCGGAGACCCCCCCGCCGGCACCGGGGCACGACCUCCCCGCCCCGCACGCCUGGCGCCAGCGCUUCCGGGGCCUCCGCUACCGGGAAGGCGCGGGGCCGCGGGAGGUGUGCGGCCGGCUGCGGGAGCUGGCCCAGCGCUGGCUGGAGCCCCAGCGCCGCAGCAAGGAGCAGAUGCUGGAGCUGGUGGUGCUGGAGCAGUUCCUGGCCAUCCUGCCCCGGGAGACGCGGAGCUGGGAGUGGGGGCGCGGUGCGGCGUGA